AUGGCUUCGGCUUCAUGCAUUAUCCUUUCAUCUUGUUUCUUGGCCAGUCUAUUAUAUCCUACCGCAACCGCGCUCGGUGGAAGCUGGUCCCUCCUCAAGCAAAGCAUCGGCAUCUCCGGCAUGCACAUGCAGCAACUCCCCACCGACCGUGUCAUCAUUUUCGACCGGACUGACGUCGGUGCAACCAAAAUCUCCCUUCCAGACGGAAAAUGCCGAGACGAUAAGAACGACCAGACUUUAAAGAAAGACUGUACAGCUCAUUCUAUCGAAUACAAUGUUGCUUCCAAUUCCGUUCGUCCCCUAAUGAUCCUCACCGACACCUGGUGCUCCUCCGGUGCUUUAAUGCCGGACGGCAGCCUCAUGCAGAGCGGCGGGUUCAAUGACGGCGAUCACGUCGUAAGAGUUUUUAAGGGAUUAUGUAAUAAGUGCGAUUGGGUUGAGAUGCCAUUCGGAUUGAUUCAAAGAAGAUGGUACGCUACGAAUCAUAUAUUACCUGAUGGGCGUAUGAUUGUUAUAGGUGGUCGAGGGCAAUUUAAUUACGAGUUCUUCCCGAAAACUGCGAUGACGCGGAAAACUUAUGAUCUGCCUUUCUUACUUCAGACACGUGAUGCAAAAGUAGAGAAUAAUUUAUACCCAUUUGUGUUUCUUAAUCCAGAUGGUCAUCUGUUUGUUUUUGCCAAUAAAGGCGCUAUUUUAUUGGAUUACUCUCGUAACCAAGUUCUGAAAAAGUACCCUGAAAUACCCGGCGGUGAUCCAAGAAAUUAUCCAAGCUCAGGGUCCGCCGUUCUACUACCGUUGCGUCUUGUUAAUGGGAAAGUAGAUUCGGUGGAGAUUUUAGUUUGUGGGGGUGCACCUAAAGGAGCAUUUGUAAAUGCUAAAAAAGGGAUAUUUAAUGAAGCUUUGGAUACUUGUGGCAGGAUUAAAAUAUCCGACCCGGAUCCAAAAUGGUCCAUGGAAAAAAUGCCGAUGGGUCGGGUAAUGGGAGAUAUGUUAUUACUACCAAACCGCAACGUUUUAAUCAUUAAUGGCGGGUCAAAGGGGACCGCUGGAUGGGGAUAUGGACGAAACCCGGUUCUUAAUCCUGUAAUAUACCGACAUGAUAACCCGAUUAAUUCUCGUUUUGAGGUACAAAAUCCGAGCACUAUACCCCGGAUGUAUCAUUCGACUGCUAUUUUGCUUCGAGACACGAGAAUUUUAGUUUGUGGAAGUAACCCUCAGAAAUUUUAUACGUUCAGAAAUGUAUUUUUCCCUACAGAAUUAAGCUUAGAGGCGUUUUCACCUUGGUAUUUGAAUCCAAAUUUGCAUGGGACACGUCCGAAAAUAAUUUCACCCGCAACACAGACAAGAAUUCGUUAUAAUAAGCGCAUAAUCAUUCGGUUCAUAGUUGAAAACAAGGUGGACCCAAGCUCAACAUUGGUGACAAUGGUGGCACCUUCGUUUAACACGCAUUCGUUUUCAAUGAACCAGAGGCUCAUGGUUCUUGAUGGUGGCAACACCGUGAAUGCCGUCGGAAAAUCGACGUAUGAAGUUAACGCGGUGGCACCGCCGUCAGGCAACAUUGCACCGGCGGGGUUUUACAUGUUAUUUGUGGUGCAUCAGGAUGUCCCGAGUGAUGGGAUUUGGGUUUCGAUGCAGUGA
Messenger RNA from Lactuca saligna, 1638 nucleotides. NCBI's taxonomy places the organism in Eukaryota, Viridiplantae, Streptophyta, Magnoliopsida, Asterales, Asteraceae. The record is from the annotation of a GenBank genome assembly.